AUGGCACAUAAGCGUUUGGGCCAUCCGUCAUACACAUCUAUGGAUGCCACGUUUCGAAAAGGGGACAUUGGCCUCUCCAUUUCCAACAAGACAAACCCUCUCAAACCCCUGUGUGAGUCAUGCCUUCAAGGGAAGAUGAGCAAAACCCCGUUUCCCACAGGUAGUGACAAGCGCACAACCCGACCCUUAGAGCUCGUGCAUAGUGACAUCAUGGACUUGGGCGAUGCUCACCCCUCACUUCGCUAUGUGCUGACGCUCAAGGACGACUACACCAACUACCUGUGGGUGGCGUCGUUGGCUCGCCGAUCCGACAUGGCAGUUGUUUUCUCGGCUUGGCAUCGCAAGAUGAAGACAAAUGGGGGGAGUAUACAGCAAAUGCCUUCACGGAUUACCUCUGCUCUCAUACGCCACAGCAGAAUGGAGUCACUGCACACUUAUGGACCGAGUGCGGGCAAUGACAACCGGGGCCAGCCUUUCCUCUAA
Messenger RNA from Closterium sp. Yama58-4, 483 nucleotides. The record is from the annotation of a GenBank genome assembly. Lineage: Eukaryota; Viridiplantae; Streptophyta; Zygnematophyceae; Desmidiales; Closteriaceae.